AGCUUGUCACUCAGAAAAAUCCUGCGUAACAAAACCACUUGUGUCACCUUGAGCAACUGGAGAUCUUGUAGAACUCUUCUGAAGAGUGCACUGAAAACACUGACUGUGUGUGUGUGUACGUGUGAAACAGAGAGACUCACAGCCUGAUGCAGAAUUACAGUUCUGGAAUGAUCUGAAACAUUACUAAGGAAACUUAUCUGAGAAGUAGCAAAAUCAGGAGAAAAAACAACACACACAGUAAACUAGCAAGUUUUACUCAAGGAUUCAACAUGACGGUCCCUCUAAGGAGUGUGUUGCCUUAUGAGGAUUUCAUAACCAAAAACAGCUCUACCCUUGCUUUACCCUCUGAUCAAAAAAUGCGAGCCAGAGGAACAGAGAAGGAACAGAGGGUGAAGGAUCAGGUGAUGCACACUGUUAGAAGAAAAUCGUCUCGCGGGCUGUCCUCUUCGGGCUACUCAAGUCGAGGAUCAGGGACAGAUUCUGCUUCGGAUUAUUCAACUACGACAUUCCGUAAGGUCACCACACUCUCUGGCGCAUCAAGCAAAUCCUACCCCUCCUGGGGAAUGCAGUACAAUUCGCAGCUCUCCAAUGGAACCAUUAAAUAUGAUAAGGAUAACAGCAGACGCUUCAGCAGUUACAGUCAGAUGGAUAACUGGAUGCAGCAACAGCAUAACAGUAGUGUGGUAGGGAGUCCUACAAGCCCCAGCAGUGACUCUGCAUUUCUCUACAGCAGUAGAAUAAACAGCUACAGUGAGCCAGACCUUACCAAUCCCCAAGGAAGGAGCAUCAAGUAUACCAAAAAGAAAUCAUCACAGAUAAGUAAUGGCAGGGCAGUUGGAUGCCCAGCAUCAGGAAAUUCUUAUAUGCAAGGGACAUUUAGAAACACAAUUUACCAGGCUGCACCACAGAAAAGAAUGUCUCUCCAUUCACCAGGGAUACAGUCAGAUGGAGCUGGAUACAGUCAGUUCACUACAGAACAAAAGAGAUACAGUAAGCGUAACUUCGUUGAUAUGGAUGCUGGUGUUAGUAGUGGUGACAGAGCAGGAGAAAUAAUGGAAGAGCUGACCAUCCAGAAGGCUAUUGAUCUACUUGAGAGCAAGAAUCCUGAAAUGCAGGUCAAGGCCUGCUCCUUCAUUCAACAUGCCACAUUUCAAGAUGACAGAGCAAAACAAGAGGUCUACAGAUGUGAUGGUAUCCCACAGUUGGUUCGACUACUAAGAAGCAACUUUCCAGAGAUACAGGAGGUCGCCAUGGGGGCUCUGAGGAACUCAGUGUUCAAAAAUGCUGACAACAAGAGAGAGAUACAAAAAUGCAAUGGGAUAAAGGAAGCUCUUAAUAUCCUUGGUGAUAAAUCCAGUCCUGAACUACAGAAACAGAUCACAGGUUUCAUGUGGAACUUGUCCUCACACGAUGAGCUCAAAGAUGAACUGAUCAACAAAGCUUUGCCAACUUUAACCAAUGAAGUUGUCAUUCCUUACUCCCGCUGGUCAGAAGAUAACAAGGUCUCAAGGAAUGCAAUUGAUCCAGAAGUCUUCUUCAAUACAACAGGCUGCCUCAGGAAUCUCAGUUCUGCUGAGCAGUCUGGUCGACAGACGAUACGCAACUGUAGAGGGUUGAUUGAUUCUUUAGCAUACUAUGUCCAAAGCUGUGUAAAUGCCAACAUUCCAGAUGAAAAGUCCAUAGAAAACUGUGUUUGUGUCCUGCACAACUUAUCCUAUCAUGUAGAUACUGAAGUACCAAACAAGUACUCACAGCUUGGAAUGAGCAGAAGCACUAUUAAUACUAAAGACAAGUCAUCCACGGGCUGCUUUAGCCAGAAGAGCACAAAGAUUCAGGACAAUGAUUUUGAUUUGCCAGUUCCUGAGGAGGACAACAAUCCAAAAGGUGCCAAUUUGCUUUUUCACUCUGACAUGAUUCACACUUACUUAUCACUGCUGAGGAACAGCAAGAAUGACUCAACUCUAGAAGCUUGUGCAGGGGCCCUCCAGAACCUCACUGCCAGCAAAGGAAUGAUGUCUAAUGCAACAAGCCAAAUUAUUGGACUGAAAGAAAAUGGCUUACCGCAGAUCUCCAGACUGCUGCAGUCUGGAAACACAGAUGUUCAGAAGACAGCAACAUCUCUUUUAUGUAACAUGUCACGACACAAACCUCUGCACCAAGUCAUUGCUAGCCAAGCCCUACCAACCUUGUCUCAGCUAUUCUCUGGUGCACCUAAGUCUUCAAAAGGCUCUGAUGACAUCUUGUCCUCUGCAUGUUAUACCAUGAGAAACUUAAUGGUUUCCAAUCCCUUGAUUGCCAAGCAGAAUCUAAACAGUGGGAUACUCACUGGCUUAAUGGCCAUGUGCAAAAACGGCUAUUCACCAAAGGCCAGCCUGGCUGCAUCCACCUUAUUAAGCGACUUAUGGGGAAUGAAGGAAAUUCAAGGCCUCUUGAAACAGCAAGGAAUAAACAAGAACUUAAUGAACCAAGUAGCACCACUUGCUACAAGAGCAUUUCAAAAAAGCUUUUGAACAGAGGAUGAUCAUCAAAUGAAGAUGCAAUAAAAAGAUGUUAUCUGCGAAAGAAGAAGGGCAUGGUUCUCUGAGGAGGUCCCUGCUAAAAGAAGAUGGAGUUGUGGCAAAGAAAUAUUCUACUGUUAUGUUUUAUUGUACAUAAAUGACUAAAAGCUUGUAAUGUGGGAGGAAAUCAACCACUGACCUGACUUUUGCAAGAGACAUUACUAAUGCUGAUUGCUUCAACAAUGGGAAUAAGGGACAUCAUAAGAAGUUUUUUAACAAAUUAAAAUUUUAUGGAACACAACUGCAACCACUUUGUAAAGCAGCUACUCCAUUUGAAACACCUGCUAAAUGAACUAUCAUAUUAUGUAAAUAGAUGUGAUGACUGACCAGUACUGUCACAUGACAAUAAUUGAUCUAAUAUGAACUCAGUAAACAAUAGUUUACCGAUAACAUCUUGCUUGGAUCCUGAUUUACCUUCCUGUUCGGAAUUCUACAAUCCCGCAGCCAAUUUAAGUAUUUCUGUGCAAUAUGAGAUUUAACUGUUAUUCAGUUAGUGCCACUGAAAAUGUUGCCUGCAACAGCACCUUGUUUUUCCUUCCCUAUUUCUGACCAGUUUAAGGUUUGAAACAGGGUGUGGACUGUUUAAAAAAUGGUGUCUACUACAUUACUCAGUCCGUCCAGUCAUUUGGCUACAUAAAGCCGUAAUGUCCAACUAUCACAGUAACCUGUUCUGUAAUAACAAGCUGACGUGAGACCUGAAAACCUGUCCUGUAAACUUAACUUCAGCUCAACAUGUGUUGCCGAUCAGCAGUAAACUACCAAUAGGUUCCACUUCUUAGAAUGUGCACCUCUGUACUUCAGUGACGACAUGAAAGCUACUGCUACCCCAUGGCAGCAGUUGUCUGCCAAUCAUUCUGCCAGCUCUUUCAGGCCUCCCCAUCUACAAAAGAUCUGUAUUAUAUCAAUGGCCUAGAAGUACUGGUGUGGGCUGGCACAGGGUGAAAUCCCUUCAAAAAACUAAACUAAGUCUGUAAUAACUUUAUCUGUUUGAGACAGUACAUAUGCAAAUCAGAGAAAAGAAAUUUAUUCAGUGGAAAAUGAAAAUAAAGAACUGCUUGUUUUUUACUUUCACAUUUUAAAUCCAUUUAUGGAACACUUUCUGGGGUCAUAGGACUUUAUGGUAAAUACAUUACAUUUAUGGUCAUUACUGCAUCAUAGUUAUUUUGUUAUCAAAUUCAUCAUCUCUGUAUAAACACUGCUGCCUUAUCUGUUGUAAUUUUUUUCCUGAAACAAGUUCCAUCUAUAUAAAUGUCCUGUAUGAAUUUGAACUGUUUUUUUAUUAUGUUUUUAUCAGAUUACAAUUCUGAAAGCACAUUAUAGCUCCAGUUGUUUGCUUUGCUUAGGUCAAGUCUAACAAUUUGUUUUGUUAUACAUAGUUGCUUAAUAUUUUUUUGUUGUACAAGGAUGUAAAAAAAUUCUGAAAAUAAAGGUAUCCCGACUAAGA
This is a messenger RNA of Protopterus annectens (West African lungfish), 4002 nucleotides long. It is a transcript of the gene PKP1, whose product is annotated as plakophilin 1. Gene Ontology annotation, biological process: cell-cell junction assembly; cell-cell adhesion; intermediate filament bundle assembly. Gene Ontology annotation, cellular component: cytoplasm; nucleus; adherens junction. Bases 270 to 2510 code for a protein of 746 amino acids. Lineage: Eukaryota; Metazoa; Chordata; Ceratodontiformes; Protopteridae. The record is from RefSeq and is a predicted model, not a curated record. The transcript has 14 exons. Gene Ontology annotation, molecular function: cadherin binding.